Molecule: messenger RNA, 597 nt
Organism: Cylicostephanus goldi
Lineage: Eukaryota; Metazoa; Nematoda; Chromadorea; Rhabditida; Strongylidae
Source: the annotation of a GenBank genome assembly
AUGACUUACAACUUCCUGUGCAAUACUGCCAGUCUACCUGGAGUACAUGAGAGGCUGAUAUUCGUCACAUUGGAUACGGUAGCCAGAGAUGAGCUCAAGAGGACUUGGCCGGAUAUUCGGCAAUUUCAUUGGCCCACUCCGAGUCUCUAUGUGAGUCCGGUUCAAUCUUUCUUUACGAUUCAAUUCUUUGCAUUCUUAGGCAAGUCAUUCUGGAUGAUGCAGCAGGACACCUUUUGGCGCAAAAACCUUUUUGAACUCGGUUUUGAAGAUAACACGUCAUAUGAUGCCAUUUUCGAUCAGCUUGGAGUGGACGAGAAGACUACUUAUUUUUAUGUUUUUUAUUUUAUUUUAUGUACCAAAAAGCUCCAGACUUUCUUGCUUUGCAAUUUGUUUCAUGUGUUUUCAAAUUUGUAUAAUUAUAGAUUAGCACAUUCAUGGGAAUGGAUGUAUUCGGAACAGAAAAAUCCACCUUAUAUAAUGCAGCUGGACUGCGAGACAGGUAAAGAGGCAUUUCGCUAUGUUUUUGUAUUUUUUCUAGAAAACGAAAGUCUCUUUGAAACUUUUCUUGUUUUUUGCGAAGCUCAACUGUAUCUCUGA